AAGGUCGGCCCUAGCUCUUAGUGGCGUGAACGCCGUUGGCUGCCUCUUGCCUAUUGUCUUAUGACCUCGCCUCUAGUGAUUAGCUCGGUUCUGCCAGAAUGACUAAGUCUCUUUCGGUAAUAAUUUUCUUGCAAGUUGUAAGCAGUGUUUUCCCGAAGGAUUUACCUGAUUACAUAGAAGUAUGCAAGCGCGAUCAGAGCACUAUCAAUGCGUGCGUUCGCAAAUCCAUCGAGAGGCUGCGACCGAAGCUAGCUGAAGGCAUACCAGAGUUUGAGGUGCCGCCCAUAGAACCCUUCUACAUUCCCGAGUUGAUCGUGGACAGCGGCAACCUCAUCCAAUUCCACGCGGUCGGCAAGGAUGUGCAGGUGUCCGGCGCGGGAAACUUCUCUAUUAAAAAUGUCGACGUGGACCUGGAGUCGCUGCGCAUCAGCGCGCGCGUGCGCUUCCCGCGGCUGCACUUCGCCGGCCGCUACGUGCUGGACGCGCGCCUGCUCGUGCUGCCGCUGCACGGCGCCGGCACCAUCGUCGCUGACGCCAUAAAGUGCGACACGGAGAUAGUGCUGCACUCGCAGCUGGUGGAGCGCGCGGGCGUCGAGUACAUCCAGUUCUCGGCGCUGGACGUGCGCCUCGACGUGCGCGACUACCGCGUGCGCCUCGACGGCCUCUUCGACGGCAACAAGGCGCUGGGCGAUGCGGCGAACGAAGCCAUCAACCAAAGCCGGGAGGAGAUCCUCCGCGCCACGAAGCCGUACGCCGAGCGGACCGUCUCCAAGCUCUUCCUCGACACCGCCAACAAGAUCGCCAACAUCUUCCCCUUGGACCAGCUCAUACCCAAGUAGCUGCCGCAACGAGUAGUACAGUCACCGGCAUAAAUAUGUCAUGAUUUUGACCUUGUCAGAUUAACGUCUUGAAAUGUCAUACGAAAUUGUCAAACGAUUUAAAGCGACAAGGUACAUAAAUCAUCACUUAUUUAUGCUGGUGACGGUACUUAUCCAUAGCUGGUCAAACAACUUUCUUACUACAAAAAGGCACCAAAUAUUAAUUUUGUAUAAGAAGAUAAACAUUCGCGACUACAGUUUUUCAAUUCAGCCGUUUUUUCUUGUGAUGGAAAUGGCUUAGCUAUACUUUACUUAAUUAUAGGCAAUUUUUUAUUAAAAGUAAAACCCUGUAUAUUUUAAUAAAGUUUAAGAACAAAA
Messenger RNA from Leguminivora glycinivorella, 1196 nucleotides. RefSeq lists its product as uncharacterized. The coding region runs from base 99 to 839 and encodes 246 amino acids. The record is from RefSeq and is a predicted model, not a curated record. The transcript is spliced from 6 exons. Lineage: Eukaryota; Metazoa; Arthropoda; Insecta; Lepidoptera; Tortricidae.